UCUUUAGCUCGUUCAAUAGUUAAUAUCAACAAAAAUUAUCUGUGUUGCAGUUCAUCAUUUAAAUCAUGGAUGGAUCAAUUCGAUUUAUUUUAGUUUGUAUUAUUUUAACAAUCGGCAUAAGUGCAGCUAAGGAAAAAGAGAAAAUUGCUCAACUUUUUCGAGAGAAUUCAAUUUGUUUAAAAGAAUCAGAACUACUUGAAAAAUGUAUACAAUUGAAUUGUAAAAAUGAAGAUAUCUCAAUCGAUGCAUGCGAAUCAGAGAAAAUGCAAAUGGACAUUUGUAUUAAAUUAAACAACUCUUAAGUUCAAGAUGAUGAAGCGUCGAUAAAAAAAAAUACUGAAAUUAUAAAUAUCAAGAUCUUUGUGGCAUUGAACAGUUUUUGUACCGAAUUUUAUCAUAAGUUAAUGCUAUCUGAUUUUGGUUUUGAGCUUUUAAAAAUUAAUAAAAAAAACAUUUUGAUUCGUUAGUUGUUUUUAAUAAUUUUUUUAAUUCUGAGAAUUCAUAAAUUGUAAUAAAUCCAAAAAUCUACAAAUAAUUAA
Chironomus riparius is the source of this 539-nucleotide messenger RNA. Lineage: Eukaryota; Metazoa; Arthropoda; Insecta; Diptera; Chironomidae. The record is from the annotation of a GenBank genome assembly.